Molecule: messenger RNA, 831 nt
Organism: Venustampulla echinocandica
Lineage: Eukaryota; Fungi; Ascomycota; Leotiomycetes; Helotiales; Pleuroascaceae
Exons: 3
Coding region: 1-831 (276 amino acids)
Source: RefSeq, a predicted model, not a curated record
AUGGUUCUCAAGCGCAAGCGCUCCGACUCAGAGAUCAGCACCAGCAGUUCUCUUCUAUCUUCAUCGUCUCCCCUCGGCGGCUCGAGCUUCAUGGCCAUUGACAAUCUCCAAUCCCAUCAGAAUCAGAAUCAAAUCGCGACCCCAUCUCUCUUCUCCUCUCGCACCCGCAAACGCCAUCGAGACAACCGUCCCUCUGAGUCUGAUGUUCAUCGUAUGAUGCCUCCUCUCAUACACGCGUCCGUCGUAUUAAUCGCUCUUUUAGAACACACAUUAUCUCUCCUCUUUUCUGCGCAGCAAAAUACCCAGCCUCCAGCUCAAACUUCUCCACAAAUGCAAUUCGCGCCUCAAGCUCCUGUAGCCGCUGUGCCUGCGAGCAAUUCGCAAAGCGGACACCAAUCGAGCUUACAUUCAUUCUGGGCACUUCCAUCAUCAGCUCGCCAGUCAUCCCCGGGCAAUAACUCCGCUGCAUCGUCGAGCAAUACGCCUCUGACGAUGUUUGCGAAAUCUUCAUUCUUCGAGGCUACCAAUUGCGAGGACUGCGAUUCCCCGCUCAACCAAGGCGAUAGCUUCGACUCCGUCGAUAUGGAUGUCAUGAUGGAUAUUGACAUGCAUAAUGGAAGCGGGCCCAGUUAUGCCUGCGCGGCCUGCUCAAGACAGCUUUGGCUCUAUCUUGUUGCACCUGGCAAAUUCGGAACCGGACUCGGGAAGGCACUACAGAAACCACUAUUCGAGAAUGGCACCUUUGAAGCUAGCAAAAGAGCUGGAUACCGAGUCGUGGGAGGAGGUGAAGGCGUGCGCAACAAGUGUGUCUUAGCACAAGCUACCGUGUAA